AUGGCGGACAUCUCUCACAUCACCUCACAGCUCAAAGCUGUCGGUAUCUCCGAGUUACCACCAAUUCCAGGAGUGCCACUAUUUCCUCACCACAAUCCCGUCGAUGUUUACCGUGCUGUCAUCAUCGAGCAGCUUCAAAAGAUCACAGGCGCUGAUCUCGCUGUCAUCAACAAUGCCGUGCAAUGGACCGCGGAUUUAAAGCAUGGAGAUUUGUGCCUUCCAGUCCCUGCUCUGAGACUAAAGGGCAAAAAGCCGGAUGAGCUCGCCCAGGAGAUCGCGGAGAAGUUCGACUCGCCUUUGUUACAAAAACCAAUCGCAGACAAGACGUUUGUCCGCUUCUUCUUCGAGCCAGUCUCACUCGCCAAACUGGUGCUGCCGGCAAUCCACAAGCAACAGACCCAGUAUGGUUUCAACAAAUCGCUUGGGCUGGAGGAUCCAUCAAACCCCAACAGCCGCGCAAAGAAACUUGUCGUGGAGUACUCAAGUCCAAACAUCGCAAAGGAGUUCCACACUGGUCAUUUGCGGAGUACGAUCAUCGGCGGGUUCAUCAUCAAACUGUUCAAGGCAGCGGGUUGGGAAACGGUGUCGAUGAACUAUCUUGGCGACUGGGGAAAGCAGUAUGGUGUUCUCUCCGAGGGGUUUGAAAAGUACGGCAAUGAAGAGGAGCUGCUGAAAGACCCCGUCAAGCACUUGAACUACGUCUACGUCAAGAUCAACCAAGACAACUCUGUCGAGCAGAAGCCGGCGAAGGUACUGGCCGAAAAGAAGGAUGAGUUGGAAAAAUUGAAGAAUCCACCCAAGCCGAAGAAGCCUGCGAAGGGCAAGGAAGCAGAGGCCUCUCCAGCUGCCAAGUGGACCGACGAGCAGGAGCAGGAGCUCCAAACCGUCACGGCMGAACUCGAGAAGGUGCAGCAGGAGUUGGUCGAUAAGCCAAGUAUAGAUGAGCGUGCACGUCAAUUCUUCAAGCGCAUGGUCGACGGUGACGAAAAGGCGCUGGAGAACUGGCAGCGUUUCCGGGACCUCUCCAUCAAGGCAUACAUCGACAUGUACGCUCGACUGAACAUCGAGUUCGACGUAUACAGCGGCGAAUCCACAGUAAAGGUGGAGGAUAUGGAGAAGGCUGCCAACGUUCUUGCCGACAAGGGCAUCRGUGAGGAUAGCAAGGGAGCAGUCAUCGUCGAUUUGACGAAGCACGGAGCGCCAAAACUCGGCAAGACACUGGUCAAGAAGCGUGAUGGUACUUCACUCUACCUCACCCGCGACAUUGCGGCCAACUUUGAGCGUUACGAGGAGUACAAGUUCGACCACAUGAUUUACGUUAUUGCAUCACAGCAGGACGUACACGUCGAACAGUUCUUCAAGAUCUUAUCGCUCAUGGGUCCACCAUACAGCGACAUCGUGGCAAAGUGCAAGCACAUUAGCUUUGGCAUGGUCAAGGAUCCCAAGGGUCAGACGAUGAGCACACGAAAGGGGACCGUCGUCUCACUCGCCGACAGUCUAGAUGCGUCGAAGGACUUCAUGCACGAUGUGAUGAGGAAGAACGCGGACAAGUAUGCGCAAGUCGCGGACCCCGAAGGCACCGCAGACACGCUCGCAAUCUCGGCCAUCAUGGUUCAAGACUACAGUGGCAAGAUGGUCAACGGAUACAACUUCGACAUGGAGAAGAUGACGAGCUUCGAGGGCGACACCGGUCCAUACCUACAAUACUCCCACGCCCGUCUGUGCUCGAUCAAGCGCAAGGCCGAGGUCUCGGAAGAGGACAUGCUCAACGCGGAUCUCAGUCUGAUUGUUGGGAAGGAGGGCGUCCAGCUCAUUCGUUCGCUAGCACAGUGGCCUGAUGUCUUCAUCAACACGUACAAGACCCAAGAGCCGGUCACCGUCCUCACCUACCUCUUCAAGAUGACCCACCUGCUGAGCUCGUGCUACGAUGCCACGGACCGCAACAACAAGAACGCCAAGCUGUUUAGCGUCAUGUAUGCUGAGACGCCGGAGAAGAAGGUAGCGCUGAUGGCCAUGUACGAAGCCGCGAGGAUUGUGCUCAACAAUGGAAUGCAGUUGUUGGGUCUCUCGCCCGUGCAGAGGAUGUAA
This is a messenger RNA of Ramularia collo-cygni, 2088 nucleotides long. Its product is annotated as related to arginyl-tRNA synthetase, cytosolic. The transcript has a single exon. Gene Ontology annotation, cellular component: cytoplasm; mitochondrion. Gene Ontology annotation, biological process: mitochondrial translation; arginyl-tRNA aminoacylation. Bases 1 to 2088 code for a protein of 695 amino acids. NCBI's taxonomy places the organism in Eukaryota, Fungi, Ascomycota, Dothideomycetes, Mycosphaerellales, Mycosphaerellaceae. Gene Ontology annotation, molecular function: arginine-tRNA ligase activity; ATP binding. The record is from RefSeq and is a predicted model, not a curated record.